AUGUUCAAAAGAGGGAUGCUACUGUAUAUUUUUUUUUCUUUUGAAAAACUGAAAGACACACACCUUUUAUUUGUACAUAUAAGAAACCUUUUCUAUACUAUUGAAGAACUUAUUUUGAAGUCAGUUAAUACAAUAUUUACAUCUCGUACAAUGGAAGUCGUGCAUAAAACUACAUCUAGUCAACUAGAUCAAAUAUUUUCAGAUGGAUGCAAAGAGAUUUUUUUCAUAGGCAGAUUACUAAGAAACAAGGACAGCUUUGCUAGUCAGGUAUCGAAUAAAAGUUUAAUGAAUUCAUAUAACGGCCAUAGUCUCAAAGUAGAAGCUUGUAUGUCUACUAUAAAAAUUAUUCUAUUAAAAUUAAAGGCAUGGGUUGUCACGGUUCUCGAAAUUAGGAGUGGUAAACACAUAAUAUGUAGAAACCACCAAGAAGCAUCAGACUACCAAUCUUGGUAUAAGGAUAUUUUCGAUAAGGACUACAGUGAUUUUGAGGGUGAGGAGUUCGAAUUAGACAACCUGUUGAUCUGA
Messenger RNA from Pichia kudriavzevii, 525 nucleotides. RefSeq lists its product as uncharacterized. The record is from RefSeq and is a predicted model, not a curated record. Bases 1 to 525 code for a protein of 174 amino acids. Lineage: Eukaryota; Fungi; Ascomycota; Pichiomycetes; Pichiales; Pichiaceae. The transcript has a single exon.